AGAUUAUUAAUAAAGAAGAAUGAAAAUAGCUUAAAGUAACUAAUAUAUCAUACGGUUGAUGCAAUAUUGUUUAUAUGAAUUUAAAAUCUCACGUUGUCAUGAAAAGUCAGUCCCAGCUAUAUAAAAGUUGGAGAAACAAUCAAAGAGUUAACAUAUUCAUUCAUAUUUGAAACAAAAAAGAACGGGUUAAAUCUCCAUUUGGUAAAUACAGCUUCUCGUUUGUCUUCAGCAUUCUGAAGCUAUCUUAAUGAAGAGAUUGCAAGAGGAGGUGACUUCUUUGUUUUGCGUAAAUUUGAGAAGUCCAUUUCUCCAAAGAGCCACAAAAUUUCAGGAAUUACUUUUUUUUUCGAGUAAUAGGAAAUCCCAUUGGUUGUAAUCGCUAUACGAAAACAUGUAAUCUUCGUGAAUAUUCGCUAUCAGUUUAUAAUUAGUCUCGAUCGUGGAUUUCAAGGAUAGAAUUACAUCCAAGAGGAGCUAAAUGUGCGCGAAACGACGAAGAGUGUCCUUGCAAUGCAUUCAGAACGCGCAGGAAUACAAGGACACACGAUGCACGUUAGACAUUCUGCCACCAGAAAUUCUAGGCAUCAUCUUGAAGAUGCUAUCUUUGCACGAUGUUGCUUGUACCAUUCGUCUGGUCUCCAGACAUUGGUAUGAUAUUGCCGCGACAGUGCUGAAUAGCGAGUUCUUGGUAGCAGGCAUCAAGCUGGAGGUUGCGAUGAAGCGCACGAAGGAUCUCGUAAAUAAUGUAAAGACCGACAUUGAGAUGCUGAACUACAGCAAAACUUUCAACGCUCUGGAGCUUAUUCGAUCGCAGUAUCGCAUGUUGAAGGCAGUUACGUGGCGAUACACACAUCCAAGGUCCCACAGUUCACCCGUCUCCUGCUUCUACGGUGGCAGAGUCCUCGACAAUCUCAACUACUUGUUACAGACGGUUCUGGAUCCUUGUCAAGGAUUCUCGAUCGUCUUCUGUACUGACUUACAGAUCUUCGCACGUAGCUGCGAAAACUUCAUGGAUCAUUUCGAGAAGGUUACUGAGCGUAGGGUGAACAGAUCUGCGUUAAUUUCGGGAUGCAAGAUCAUUGACGUAUUAGAUUGUCUUGGGGAAGGACGACAGUUGCUAUCCUUCAGGACCUCGUCAAGAACAGGUACUCAUGUGGUUAGCAUGCAACUCAGAUACGUGCUGAAACGCACGUGGUUCACGUGCUUGCAGGUGCCUAACGCGAACAAUGAGCAUUGCUGGCGAGACAAACAACGUUACAUGUAUUUAAGAUUGCGCCGGCUAGUUAGUAGCUUCAACAAGCAACUCUUCUAUAAGCUGCAUUACGAGCGCAAGCUUGAUCUUCGAGUGAUGCUACCGUCGGUACCAUCUCGGAAACUACUACCGGCCUGCAUAUACUCAGGAUACGGCGAAUACGGUGGUCGAUUUUUCUACUAUGGUACCAUGAGCAAAUACGCCUACGAGUACAAGUUUAAGCAUGUGAGACUCAACAACGUAGAAAAUAUCGGCAGCGAACUUGAACAAGAAACGAAUCGACCACCUCAGUUCGACUUGGUCAUUACUAUCGAAUUGAGAUGCUCGUCAGAACUAGCACCACUGGCAGCGAGGGCACAUUUAAAGUGUGACGAUCUCGAGAAUUACAAUACCAACUCAAGUCAGGAGUUGUAUCUGAAAUUGAAUAUGAAAUGCGCAACGUCGAAAGCAAACAGAUUGCCUGGUGUCUUCGUUUGGGAGGUGUGUGAUCCACGGCGGAUUCGCUCACAAUAUAGUUGAGUCACAUGCUUUCUGCGUACUAGUUAGGUGAUUAUUGCAAGAUACCCUGUGUAUAUUCUUGUGUGUAAU
Messenger RNA from Harpegnathos saltator (Jerdon's jumping ant), 1840 nucleotides. RefSeq lists its product as uncharacterized. NCBI's taxonomy places the organism in Eukaryota, Metazoa, Arthropoda, Insecta, Hymenoptera, Formicidae. Gene Ontology annotation, molecular function: protein binding. The coding region runs from base 479 to 1771 and encodes 430 amino acids. The transcript is spliced from 7 exons. The record is from RefSeq and is a predicted model, not a curated record.